GUGCCUUUCACCUCGUACUAACCCCUCAUCCAGCCUACAUCAGACAGCCUCACAGGAUGCUGAGCUGAGAGGCGUUAAGGACUUCUCGGCAACAACAGGUACUUGAGACAUUCGCAAAAAUGGUUGGGUUUUUCCAAAUGUUGAGGAAGAAAAAGGAGUUGAUCCCUCUCAUAGGGUUCAUGGCUUUUGCUGCAACAGGAGCAACCUCUGCUGCAAUCUACUUUCUGUUUACUAAACCUGAUGUUAUUUUGAAUAAGACCAGAAACCCAGAACCAUGGGAGAGAGUGGACCCAUCAAAACCUCAAAAGCUCAUCACCAUCAAUCAGCAGUGGAAACCAGUGCAGGAGCUGGAGCUGGUGAAGAAUCUCACCAAGUAAAUAAAAGGCAGGCAUCUGCCUGAAAGAUCCACAGUGUGACCAACCAACCUGCCUGCCCCCCCAUCAGUCUAACAGAAUCCUUUCCGCACAAACUAGGAUGCUUUGACAGUCAGUGUGCGGAAAUGCUUCUGCUCCACUGGUGGGGUUUCACCCGGCUCUGGACAUCCAUCCAUAACUGUAGAAAACUGUCAUAACAGGUAGCCGUGCUGCCAUGAAGUGUAAAAGACUAACUAGCUGUGAUCACAGAUAGGGAGCAACAUUUACACUGAUAAGCUGUGGUGUUUAAUUGCUGUUAAUGAAGUUGUGAAGAGUGUCUAAAUAUAAAAGACAUAGAAUGUAAACUCUGUAAGUGAAGUACUGUACAGUGUCAAUAAAUUAUUGUUGUAAACAUA
Epinephelus moara (kelp grouper) is the source of this 769-nucleotide messenger RNA. RefSeq names its product chromosome 1 C15orf48 homolog (gene coxfa4l3). Bases 120 to 377 code for a protein of 85 amino acids. The transcript is spliced from 5 exons. The record is from RefSeq and is a predicted model, not a curated record. NCBI's taxonomy places the organism in Eukaryota, Metazoa, Chordata, Actinopteri, Perciformes, Serranidae.